Messenger RNA from Arthroderma uncinatum, 2316 nucleotides. RefSeq names its product phospholipase A2. The coding region runs from base 1 to 2316 and encodes 771 amino acids. Gene Ontology annotation, biological process: glycerophospholipid catabolic process. The transcript has a single exon. Gene Ontology annotation, cellular component: cytosol. Gene Ontology annotation, molecular function: A2-type glycerophospholipase activity. Lineage: Eukaryota; Fungi; Ascomycota; Eurotiomycetes; Onygenales; Arthrodermataceae. The record is from RefSeq and is a predicted model, not a curated record.
AUGGGUGCUGCCCGGUUCCUACAAGCAAGAUGGCGGCAGGCGUUGAAGGGCGCAUUGUUCGUGACGGGCAGCGCUUCUCUCGCGCUGCUGGGUAAACAGAACGUUCGAUGCGACGCCGGACGCAGUGCUGCGGCGUGGAACGCGAAGAAGACGGCGCCGACCCCAGAAGAAUCUGCAUUAGCCAAGCUGGUUAAACCUGAGGGGAAGGAAGCUGGCGAGAAGAAGGAUGCCGAUGCUGACGUUACGCCGAAGUCUGCGUGGGAAACGCUGGCAGACAGACUCGGCACUGCGGAGGGCUACUUUAGCUCUUCAGACUGGAGUUCAGACUGGUCAGCAGUCUUCAAGGAUUAUAUCUCGCCUGGAUGGACUUUGCUGUCCCCGGAAAUCUUGCGAAACCUGCAGCGCGAGCUCUCAAUGGCUCCCGGUUCUGUGGCUGACGACGUAUGGAAGGAAGCGUGCGAUCCCCAAUUCAACCCAAGCAUUAUCGAGGAAGCAAACGUGAGAAUUGGAAACACUCUAUGCCCGGAAGAACAAGCCUUUCUGUCAGACCGCCGUAGAGUCAUCGCGAAGAACCUGGCUGCUUACCUUGGGCUGCCAGAGGCCGAAGUGCACCCCGACGACGUGCCUGUCAUUGCCAUGUGUGCAUCCGGAGGAGGCCUGCGCGCUCUUAUUGCAGGGACCGGUUCAUACAUGGCCGCCAAAGAUGCCGGGCUCUGGGACUGUCUCACGUAUACAGCCGGCGUGAGCGGAUCGUGCUGGCUACAGACUCUAUUCAACUCCUCUAUCGGCGGCCAGGACUUUGGCAAAAUGAUUGACCACCUCAAGUCAAGGCUUCAAACGCAUAUCGCAUUCCCACCCGAAGCCCUCGACCUUGUAACCUCUCCGCCAACAAACAAAUACCUUCUACGAGGUGUGAUCGAGAAGCUCAAGGGAGACCCGAAGGCCGAUUUUGGCCUGGUUGACGUAUACGGAAUAUUGCUGGCUGCGAGGCUCAUGGUUCCUCAGGAUACCGCCGCCUUGACCGACAGUGACUUGCAAUUGUCUAGCCAACGUGCGGUGGUAAAUGGCGGAGCUAACCCAAUGCCAAUUUACACGGCCAUUCGACACGAGAUACCAAAGCCGACCCAAACCGAUGCCUCUGAAGACGAGCUUAAGGAGAUCGCUAGACAAGAAAGCUGGUUCCAGUGGUUUGAAUUUUCUCCCUACGAGCUAUUCUGUGAAGAAUUCGAGGCCGGUAUUCCUACCUGGGCUGUCGGACGUAACUUCAAGGACGGAAAAGGCAUUUCGGCCGCCCAUGGAUAUGCUGUCCCCGAGUUAAGAGUGCCUGCCCUCAUGGGUGUCUGGGGAAGCGCUUUCUGUGCUACCCUCGCUCACUACUACAAGGAAAUACGGCCGGCCUUUAUGGGCCUUGCAGGCUUUAGUAGCAUUGACGCCCUCAUCGAAGGUAAAAGCGAGGAUCUAACCCGUGUUCACCCCAUUGACCCUGCUACGGUACCCAAUUUCGUCCUGGGACUGGAAGGGAAGCUCCCCGAUUCGUGUCCCGAGUCUGUCUUUCAAGAUUCACACUUACGGCUGAUGGAUGCGGGUAUGAGUAACAAUCUACCCAUCUACCCGCUGCUUCGACCCGGGCGAAACGUUGAUCUUAUCGUCGCAUUUGACGUUUCUGCCGACAGCAAAGAAGCUAACUGGCUCUCGGUCGUCGAUGGUUAUGCCCACCAACGAGGUAUCAAGGGUUGGCCAAUCGGUGCAGGAUGGCCAAAAUCCAACGCAACCCCCUCGGAGACAGCAGAUAUCAUCGCUGAGGAAAGCCAAACUACAAAGGAGGAGGCCGAUAAGAAAGUAGCUUCCGCGCAAGAAGCCAGCAACGAUUUGACCUUCUGCAACAUUUGGCUUGGUACUACAGAGGAAAGGAUAGCUUCUGCCGAUCCACCACCAUCCAAACGACUGUUCCAUUCAUCCGGUAACAAAGAGGAUGAUUCUGAAUUCCACCUCACGCAACCACACGCUGGUAUUGCCGUUGCCUAUUUCCCCCUUCUACCCAACCCUGCCUGCCGCGCUCUCCCUGACCCAGACAAGGACGAGAAAGACGGCGAGCCCAGGAUCCUUGACCCAUUAGAGGAGGACUAUCUGAGUACUUGGAACUUCAUAUACACUCCGGAGCAGAUAGAUUCCGCCGUACACCUUGCGAAAUCGAAUUUUGCGGAGGGCGAGGACCAGCUGAAGCGGGUUGUCAGGGGGAUCUAUGAGCGGAAGAAGAGAGAACGCAUUCAACGUGAGAUGGAGGGAGCUAGAACGAGUGCAAGCUAUAUGGCAUAG